CGAGAUACCCAAAUCAGUCGCAAACGAAAAGUGAGCGCUCCCUCUCUUUUACUGUGAGGGGCAGCCCAAUAUUAUGCACAACUAGCUUCCCGCCCCCAUUAGCUCAUUGAAAAAACAGACAAGCCUCUCAGUUUUGCGCGAUAGCCUUGAUCUUGCCGGUUUUGGGGGAAAAUCCGCACCCGUUUCCUGCAAUUGCUGGCAACUGACAGCUGGAUCUGACAAAUCCUGCCAACGCCUCGAACAGGCGGAUAUCUCUUCGGCGAGGGCGAGGUGCAAGGAGCCGGCGAAGAUGCUGUUGGGAGCAAUCUUCGCCUUGGGCUUCGUUCUGUGCAGCGGACUCAGCAACCCCACCAGGAAAUCUCCCAAACCGACACCAGAUGUUUGGGAUGAAUCGAAGGAUGAGACUCAAACUAGGACAACAGCUACUCAACCUGAGAAGCAGGACAACACCCUGUCGGAGUUGCUGUGGGACUAUGACAAACUGAAAGCCGUGUCUGAGGGUUCGAGUUGCCGCUGCCAGUGUGUGUUUAGACCCCUGGGCCGGGACGCCUGCCGCCGGAUCGAGGAAGGAAAUGCCAGCCCGGAGGACUCGUACACGAUAGAAACCAUCAGUUCGGGGCCGCACUGUAAAUGUACCUGCCUCGCCCCGCCCUCGGCGCUCGGCCCCUGCCACCAGCCAAUCAGGCUGCAGAAGCCCCGGGAGGCGGGAGGCGGCGGAUUCAAGCUCUCCUCGAUGAUGCAACUUUUAGAAAGCACUAUCUUUGGAUUGGAUCUCUUAAAGUUGCACUCUGUAACAAUGAAACUCAUGAAACAUAUUGAAAAACUGGAAGAGAAGCUGACUGCAGACACUUUGGGAGGAGACAGGCCCAGUACAGACAGUGUCAACAAGGUUCAGAGUAAGAUGGAGAAGAAGGAAAACCACACAACCACUUAUAGCAGCCUGAAGAAAGAGAUGACCAACAUUGGCACAAACCUACUGCAGAGCGAUGCGGCUAACACCUACACCCAACCAGAGGAAAGGCAUAUCCACAUAGCUGAAAAGUUUGACAAAGAGCUCCUUUGGAAGAGGGGUGAAAACGAAGACACCAAACCACUUACUGUGUUGCACACAGAGCAGAAGCAGUUUGAGAGACAUCACAAACAUAGGCAUUCCCAAAGACCAACCAUUAUACGAGCCACGUACUACAAGGCCAAAGCUUCAGAAGCAGUGGGAGAUGAAGAAGCAGUGGCAGAGGAUGAGCAAGCCAGCUCUGCCAGUGGCGAGGAUGGAACUCUCCUCUUUUUGGAUGAUCAGCUUAUUAAACAGAUGGAUCCUGUAGUUAAUACUUCUCAGGCACCAAUUCCUGCCCUCACAACCAUCACUUUAGAGACAGCAACAAAAUCCACUGGUCAGCUGAAUAUCACAGAUGAGACAAAGGCUUUGACUGGUGUUAGUCCAGUACUUGUCAUAGGUUCAACAAUUCCUAAUAUGAAUGUCACCUCCAGUGGUACCAAUGUAACUAACUUUACUAUGACCACUCCAGAACAGCAUCUUGCUCAGGCUAGCCAAACCAAUGCCUCAGAGUCUGCCACAGCUAUCAACACCACUGCUUCCAUCCCACCUCCUACCCACACUCUCUCCACAGCAAACACAACUUUCACCACAGUCCCAAUUCCCAUCCCUGCAAUGACUCACGCAACUGACAUCACAUCCUCACCAAUUUCUGCUUCCCUUCCACCAUCCAAAGUUUCUCUCACAUCCCCUGCAGUCACCACCACAGCAAUUCCCACCAGCGAAGUUCCCAUCAUCAUCCCCAAUGACAAUGCAGCAACUGUUUCAAAUGUCCCACCUCACUUGGACACAACUGCUUUUCCUUCCACCACAGCCCACACAACUAAUACCAAACACCUGACCACAACUAGGCUGAGCACUGCGGUCCCCACAACCACUAGAACAGCAGCAACCACUGAGCUUCCCACCACUGCCCCUGUGGAGACCACAACAAGCACCGCAGCCACCACCACGACCACUGUAACCAUUACCUCACCCACCACCAUGACCACUGUAACCACCACCUCACCCACAACUGUAACCACUGCCUCACCCACAACUGUUACCACCACCUCACCCACAACUGUAACCACCACCUCACCCACAACUGUUACCACCACCUCACCCACAACUGUUACCACUGCCUCACCCACAACUGUAACCACCACCUCACCCACAACUAUAACCACCGCCUCACCCACAACUGUAACCACCACCUCACCCACAACUGUAACCACCGCCUCACCCACCACUGUAACUACUGCCUCAUCCACCACCAUGACAAGUGUACCCAUCACAACACAGAAUACAACCACAAUGCCAACCAUCAGGAGGAUGACACUUACCACAGCCAUCACUUCUGCAACCACCAAACCCAGCACAACACUCACCACAAUGACUAUCAUACCUACCACCACCACAACAGUUGCCUCCACCACAACUAUACCAACCACAGCACCUACCACCACAUCUGCUACAACCACAGCACCUACUGUCACCAACAUCACCACAAUGCCCACAACACCCACCACUAUAACCACUACAACCACACCAACCACCACCACACCCACCAUCACCUCAACAAUUGCAGGCACCGUCACCACCCCCAAGCAAAGAACAAAAACCCGUUCUCCAAAUGCCAGGACAACCUUACUUCCUCCUGCUGCCAGACGGAAACACCACAUGGAGGGCAUACGGAGACAACGUAUAAACUACAAUUCGUAUGAUGGUUACCGAAGUUUUGGUGAAUGCAAAGAGACUUUGUCUACUAUCUCUAAACCCAAGACCAAACACAGUUAUGGGAGAAAUGAAGGGGCCUGGAUGAAGGAUCCAUUAGCACGAAGUGAUAAAAUUUACGUCACCAAUUACUAUUAUGGUAACACAUUGAUAGAGUUUCGCAACUUGGAAAACUUCAAGCAAGGUCGCUGGAGUAACUCCUACAAACUACCUUACAACUGGAUUGGGACGGGCCAUGUGGUGUAUCAUGGGGCUUUCUACUACAACAGAGCCUUCACACGUAACAUCAUCAAAUAUGACCUGAGGCAAAGGUACGUGGCAGCUUGGAGCCUGGUGCAUGACGUGGUGUAUGACGAGGCCACUCCCUGGAGGUGGAAGGGCCACUCUAAUAUAGACUUUGCCAUUGAUGAAAAUGGUCUUUGGAUUAUCUACCCAGCCAUCGAUGAUGUGGGCUCCUUGCAAGAAGUCAUCAUCAUCAGCAGGCUCAACACUGUUGACUUGUCCAUCCAGAAGGAGACCACCUGGAGGACUGGCCUGAGGAAGAACUUUUAUGGAAACUGCUUUAUAGUUUGCGGGGUGCUGUAUGCAGUGGACAGCUACAACAAGAAGCAUGCUAACAUUUCAUACGCCUUUGACACUCACACAAACACCCAGAUCAAUCCAAGGCUGCCAUUUAUCAACGAGUAUUCAUACACCACUCAAAUUGACUAUAACCCCAAAGAGCGCAUCCUGUAUGCAUGGGACAAAGGCCAUCAGGUCACGUAUGGUAUCACAUUCGCUUAUUAGAAUGAAAAACCCAUAAACACUUGAUGAGCUUCCAGCACUUGGCUUUAUAAAAGAAAUAUAAGGGGAUUGAUGUUCUUAUAUUAAUUAACAGGUUGUAGAUCAAUCUGUUUUGUGAUAAUGUAAUCAAAGUAACCUGCUUUAAGAGAGACAGAAAUACAGACACACAAAUGGCCUUCCUUUAUCCUGUGCUUUAUACAAUAAUUGCACACCUUGCAUGUCAUGACUGAGAGAACCAAGAUGCCUACUAGUCUUUCUUGCUGAGUUUCAAAUGGAUCAUUCCUCCUGCUCAAAUUUGCCAUACAUCUGACUGACAAACUUGCAUGUUCCUCUGGCAUUGGUAACUUUGCCGUGAAGAAACCAGCCUCUCUGCCCAUAUCUCUGCACUUUGAACAGAUCUUCAUGCUGCCUUUGGAAAUAAUCACAGGGAUGAUUCAGUUCCACAGGUCCAAUUAUGUUUUAUAAUUUCUAAAUUGUGAAACAGCUGCUUUAAGCAUCUUAAUCUCAUGCCUUGAUAGAUGGCAUAACAACAAAUAGUAUAAUGUUUCACUAUCUUCUCAAGGACAAAUAGCUGAUCUCUAUAUCCAAGCAUUCUGUAUUGUAGAUUAUCUCCUCCAUGACUGAAAGGUAUGAAUUAUUGAAAUAUGUGUUGCACCUUACAUUCACCAAUUAGAAAUGACUGCUUCCUGUGGUGUUUAAUAUUAGUGAUCAUGUGCUUUAUAAUUCACAAGGAAUUUUUCAUCAUUUAGGUUUUGCAAAUAAAUUGGAUAACAAGCUUAUCUUACACUUUCCGGGUGGGAAUAUUUAGUUAUUUAGUGUAGACCAGUAAAAAUAAAAACUGUAGAUCGCUAGUGUCCGAAACUGUCAGCAAUACAAUGUAAUACGUGCAGUUAAUGAUUCUGAUAUUAAUCAUCUUGGAGAUAUGGAAUCUUAAACCACUUUGGAAAGAAAAUAAUGACAUGUUGUGCAGGUGCUUCUUUACAACAUGCCCUGCAGGUUAUGACAUGAAUGACUGAUUCAGAGCAGACUGUUUGGUUUGCUGGGACCAUCAGCAACCUGGAGCAUUUAGAAUAUGAUAUAAUUAAUGCUGCUGACAUCCAUUAGACUUCCCAUUUAUGGCUAAAUUUCUGUGUUCGCCAAGGUGAUGGACCACAGUGUCUUUCUACUUUAUAUCCUGAGGGUGAGGACAGGACUUUCCAAAGCCAAACAUAAAAUAAAUACAGUAGAAAUUUGCACUCUAAUUCCCUCUUGGUUAUCAAUCAUAAAAGGAAAAAAAAUCCCUUGAGGCAUUCUUACUGAGUUUCAAAAUGUUUAUUCCUUCUUAAGGUUGGUGUGUCUUUGCCAACAAAACCCACAUGCUUCUUUUACAUCAGUUGCCUUGCAGAGAAGAAUCCAACCUCAGUGAAAGACCUCCCCUUGUCACAGUGCCAUAACGGUAAACUUGUGGGCUCCCACAGUAAGAAACCCAAUUCAGGAUUAAAUUAAAUUAAUAAUUAAAUCUUGUUUUGUGGUUCUACUCGGAAAUUGGUUGACAUUUUCCUGAAAUUAUGUAGGAAACUUAGUCACAGCAGAAGUUUCCAAGCCUUUUACUGAAGACUUCAUGGGGGGGUGGGAAGAGGCAGGAACUGGACUGAACUCAGGUCCUGGAGCCAUGAGAACAAGCCAGCAGCCAGUUUCCCACCCCUGCCUCCAUUCUGCACUGGUGGCACAUUUCCCAGCAACACACAGACACAGGCAAGGCACAUCAUAGCUUCCUGUAAAUAUUGGUUAUUCUAUUUGCUUUUGGAAAGAGGUUAUUGUCAAUAUAACCACUAAGUACCUCUAAAAGGGACUGCACUGGCACGUGGAACUUGCGGCACUGUUAAACUCCAAAAUCUUCAACAACCGAUAAGACCUAUCUUGCUCUAUAAGAUCAGGAUGAAUUGGACAUACAGACUUAUGAAGAGAUUUUGUGAGAGAAGUGGGGAAGGGGUGUAGUAACUUUUUACUCUUCUCACCUUUUUACAGAGGUACAUAAUGUCAUAAGGAACAUAUUUUUGGGAGUAUAUAAUAUCUUGGUAAAAAUAAAUGAAUACUGUCUUUGUUCGCAGUAUGCAUCAUGAUGUAACUACAGAUAAAUAGAAGUGUUUUAUUGGUUAUUAAGUAUUGAAAUUCUAUGACUCUUUAAUGUGAUAGCUGUGAGCUAAUUAGAAUGUUCUAUGGGAAUAAAAUAAAUUGACAAAAUGUUAAUGAAAAUUUAAAUAAUCUUAUCCAUUAUGAUUAAAUCAGGUUUCUGCUUGAUACAUGAAAUGAAUCAGUGAUUGCUUUAAGAUAUAAAUUGAACAAAAUAUUUCACUCAGAUAAAAUGAACUCAUCAUAACAAUAGAUUAUUAAAUCAUCCUUAGUGACAGGUCAGGGACCACAGGAUUAGAGAUUGCUUAUGUUUUGCUGUUUAAGAAAGGCUCUAAAAAUAAACCAGGAAAUUAUAGGCCGGUGAGCCUGACAUCAGUAGUAGGAAAGUCAUUGGAAGGUAUUCUAAGGGACUGGAUGAAUGAGUAUUUGGAUAGACGUGGACUGGUUAAGGAUAGUCAGCGUGGUUUUAUGCAUGGUAGGUCAUGUCUAACCAAUCUUACAGAGUAUUUUGAGGAAGUUACCAGGAAAUUUGUUGAUGGCAAGACAGGUGGAUGUUGUCUGCAUGGACUUCAGCAAGACAUUUGACAAGGUCCCAUAUAGGGGUUGGUCAAAAAGGUUCAGUCGCUCGGCAUUCAAGAUGAGGUAGUACAUUGGAUUAGACAUUGGCUUUAUGGGAGAAGCAAGAGAGUGGUAGUAGAUGGUUGGCUGUCUGACUGGAAGCCUGCAACUAAUGGAGUGUUGCAGGGAUCGGUACUGGGCCCAUUGUUGUUUGUCAUCUACAUGUGGUCAACUGGGUCAGCAAAUUUGCAAAUGACACCAAAAUUGGGGGUGUAGUGGACAGCAAGGAAGACUAUCAGGGCUUGCAGCAGAAUCUGGACCAGCUGGACAAAUGGGCUAAAAAAUAGCAGAUGAAAGUUAUGACAUAGUGAAAGGUAGGACAAAGGGAUCUGAGAAUACAGGUCCAUAAUUCAUUGAAAGUGGCAGCACAGGUAGAUAGGAUUGCAAAGAAAGCUUUUGGCACAUUGGCCUUCCUAAAUCAAAGUACUGAGUACAGGAGAUGGGGUGUUACGUUGAAGUUGUAGAAGGCAUCGGUGAGACCUGCUGUGGAGUAUUGUAAACACGAGGAAAUCUGCAGAUGCUGGAAAUUCAAACAACACACACAAAAUGCUGGUGGAACACAGCAG
Messenger RNA from Hypanus sabinus (Atlantic stingray), 6846 nucleotides. Its product is annotated as olfactomedin-like protein 2B. Bases 290 to 3553 code for a protein of 1087 amino acids. The transcript has 8 exons. The record is from RefSeq and is a predicted model, not a curated record. Lineage: Eukaryota; Metazoa; Chordata; Chondrichthyes; Myliobatiformes; Dasyatidae. Gene Ontology annotation, biological process: signal transduction.